Messenger RNA from Cladophialophora yegresii CBS 114405, 1785 nucleotides. RefSeq lists its product as uncharacterized. Gene Ontology annotation, cellular component: membrane. The record is from RefSeq and is a predicted model, not a curated record. Gene Ontology annotation, biological process: arachidonate metabolic process. The transcript has 3 exons. NCBI's taxonomy places the organism in Eukaryota, Fungi, Ascomycota, Eurotiomycetes, Chaetothyriales, Herpotrichiellaceae. Bases 1 to 1785 code for a protein of 594 amino acids.
AUGGAUCAGAACAACCUCAGGCGCAAAGACACCACCAAAGGCCCGCCUCUGCGCAUCCUUUCACUCGAUGGCGGAGGCGUGCGCGGCUAUUCGAUGCUCAUUAUCCUUCGAGAACUGAUGCACAGAGUCUACGUCGAGACCGAAGGGAAACCGCCCGACGUGCAGACUGGCACCCCGAAGCCAUGCGACUACUUCGAUCUCAUCGGCGGCACCGGCACGGGAGGACUGAUCGCGAUCAUGCUGGGCCGAUUGCGCAUGGAUCUAGAGACGUGCAUGGACGUCUAUGUAAAGAUGACGAGAAAAGUGUUUGAGACAGACAAGACAUUUGCAGGCAUUCCCUACAAGCAUACUCUUUUCAAGGCGUCCAAACUGGAGGAGGCCAUCAAGUUAUGUGUCCAGGAACACACGCUAUUCGAAGACGAGGGGAACGAUGGCACAGCAUCUGGCGGUAGAGAGUUCCAAGACCUAACGAGCCCGCUGAGCGCCGCCAGCACCGCUGCAAUGAGGAGGUCAAUGAGCAUCAGGAGCAACAACUCGAUCAACAGUCCCUCGACCCCAAUCCGCAACUCCAUCGUCUCUCCGUCCUUCCCGGCUUGGGGCAACGCCAACGCAAGUCUAUACGACCACCGGGAAAACCGAACCAAGACUGCGGUCACCGCGGUGGUACAAGGUACCAAUCCUCGAACGGGUACAUCUAUCCUGCUAAGGAGUUACGACAGCCGCAAAGAACCCCCUCCUGAAUUCAAUUGCAAGAUCUGGGAAGCUGGGAGAGCCACAUCCGCAGUGGGUCUGGCCUUCAAGCCAAUCCAAAUUGGCCAGACCGUCUUCAUCGACGAGGGCGCAGGAAAGUACAAUCCAGCCCCACAGCUCCUCGAAGAGGCUGCAGUGAAUGAGUGGCCGGGUAGAGAAGUUGGCGCAUUUAUCAGCAUUGGCACAGGGAAACGUCCAGAAGGCACCAACGCCCGUCAACAUGAGUGGUGGGAAGGAUUCGUCGGGGGCAGUAUGGGCGCUUUUGCCGAGGCUCGACGCCGACUUGUUGCUAAAAUCGAGGGCUGUGAGGAGACACAUCAACAAAUGCUCAAGACCGAGCUCGCUAAGCGCGGAGUGCCUGUCGAAAACUACUGCCGGUUGAACGUCUCUGUCGGCCUGGGCGAGUUCGCCAUGAAUGAAUGGCAGUAUCUGUCGCCGAUGACGACAAACACGAGGAAGUAUCUGAAUGAAACGCCGGUUCAAAAGGCACUGAUGGAGAUGGCUACAAAGAUCGCCAGGAUCGAGCUCAUGAAACGUCGACAAGAACGCUUCGCCCAACACACCCAGGAGUCUACCUGGUCACUGAGACAGAAUAACCUUCCUCCAACCCCGUCUCACCCGCAAGCGGUUGAGCUGCCUGCCGACGAGGAAACAUACCAAACCACCCCUCCUCAGCACUAUCGUGUUCCUGAAAACCCCCCAUAUCAAAAGCAGUAUGCUCCAUCAGAGGACAAGUUCGCAUUGGUUCCUGGAGAAUCAACUCCCCCACGGCUGUCGAGCGAUUUGCCAUACCGAGGAAGAGACGACAAGAUGGUCGUGCACCAACCACCUCCCAAUUCUGCAUAUAAUCAAUCGCAGCUACCACCCCCGAGACCUCCCAAAACUCCCAUCAACGAUCCAGGCCCUUCCGUUCGUCCUCUACAUCAUAUCUCGCCCGUCAGGCCUUACGGCGCACCGCGACCUCCCUAUCCGGACGACGACGAGCCGCCACCACAGGUCAACAGGUACAAGAAGCCAGAGUUUAUUCCGAGAUGA